Dioscorea cayenensis subsp. rotundata (Guinea yam) is the source of this 892-nucleotide messenger RNA. RefSeq names its product agamous-like MADS-box protein AGL11. Gene Ontology annotation, molecular function: DNA-binding transcription factor activity. Gene Ontology annotation, cellular component: nucleus. The record is from RefSeq and is a predicted model, not a curated record. The transcript has 8 exons. Lineage: Eukaryota; Viridiplantae; Streptophyta; Magnoliopsida; Dioscoreales; Dioscoreaceae. Bases 1 to 570 code for a protein of 189 amino acids. Gene Ontology annotation, biological process: regulation of DNA-templated transcription.
AUGGGAACCUACUCAACUGGGCUUUUACCUUUUGAUUUACAUGAUUUGAACAGACAUUUGGUUGAUAAUAAUGUUUUUGGAUCUGUUUUGUGCAGUAUAAAAUCGACAAUUGAAAGGUACAAGAAGGCAAUCGCUGACAAUUCAAACUCAGGUUGCAUCAUAGAGGUCAACUCUCAACAAUACUACCAACAGGAAGCAACAAAGUUACGUCACCAAAUACAGAUUCUACUAAAUGCAAAUAGGCACUUGGCAGGAGAAGGUUUAAGUUCUUUAACCAUAAAGGAACUCAAGCAACUUGAAAGCAGACUAGAAAGAGGAAUUGCACGUAUCAGAUCAAAGAAGCAUGAGUUGCACUUUGCGGAGAUUGAGUACAUGCAGAAAAGAGAGCUGGAACUUCAAAAUGACAAUACAUAUCUCAGAUCAAAGAAUCCAGAUAGGGCUAUGAAAAUAAAUAAAGCUACAAAAGCUUGUGAUCAAGGAACUUCAGGACUGGGGUGUAACGGGAGACAAGGCUCAGCUUCAGGAAAUGCUAAUGAACAAGAUAAAAUCAAGUUCUCAAUUUGUUAUUGAUGACAAGCGCAUUCGGUUGGUGGAGAGGACUAAGCAAUCAUGAAUUACGAUUAUAUUUUGAUCAUCUCUUGUUAUAGGUCUUUCCACAAGAUAUUGUUAACUCAAUUUUUCUUAUGCGCACUAAUUGUAAUUGGUCUGAUUUCAUUCAAACCAGUCUUGUAAUUCACAUGCCAUUCUUCCAUUUCUUUUUUGUAAGAGAUCACAACCACUUGUAUUGUUGGUUGAGGACCACAACUACAUGACAUUCUUGAGUUUUGUGAUGUAAUGAAUGCAAAACAUUUUUGCAUGUAUCAAUAUUACAAUUGUGGAUGUUCAUUUUUAA